CUUGAAAUAACUUGCGUUGAGGGGGAUAACCCCGUCCUAUAUGGGCCAUUAAUUCUCUUACCCCUCAUCUCAGCUCUUGUCGUAGGUUAUCAACUGAUAAAAUGUCCGACCACCUUACGUGCGAAUUAUGUUCAAUCAGUGUACAGUGAUUCUAGUAUUACCGAGAUAACUCCUGCUUCGCUAAAAUAAUUCAUGGUACACUGCAGUUUAUCGCUUUAAGAAAAAUAAGUUAGUGUAAAGUAUUUUGCCGACAAAUGACUUUCAUGUCUAUUGUCAUACCAAACUCUUAAUCAUAACUCACACUAAAGCUAAGAGAAACGUGAGGGAAUCAGUUAGGACAAUUUAACAGAUGUUAUGCUUAGAGCUCGAGAUGAUAACGGUUCGCUUUCGAAAUCGACUUUACUCUGUAAAGACUGUAAAAAGCCUUGUAAUCAUUCUGAAAAUGGGAAGCAAGAAUCAUGCAGAAUUACUUGUUUGUUUUAUCCAUCGUUUUUAAUAAUUUACGACAAGUUGUCUAACAUCAACAUAAUUGUAUUCUACGAAAAUAUUUCUUUGAAGUUAAUUUCGGGUUUCACCUGCUUUUCACAAUUGGUUGCCAUGGUUUCAGUUCUCGAAAACUUGUUGUAGUUAAUUUUCUUGUUUUGUUUGAUGCAAACUGCUCCAAGGAACACGAGUUAAAAAUUUAGUGACAAAUAAUAACUUUGAUUUGUUAGCUAGUUGAUUCGCAAAAGAGCGAAACUGAGCCGGUUAAAACAGACAGAACAAGUCGGGGAAAUUUUCGCUGGCAAGGAUUGUUGUGAUAACAAAUGAACUUUCGAAAUUUCCGGUAAAGUAUACUCAGAAGGAGGUAUUAAAUACAGUUUGGAACAUCUACAAUCAAUUUACAUCUACGACAACCAUCCAAAGCUGAGAAAUUUCUGAAAAUAUGGCAGCUUUGGUGAAAGCUAUCGAACAAAAGCGGUUUAAACAAGCAGAAUUACUCUUGCAACUUGGUGACAAUGUGAACCAACAGGAGAAACUCUCUGGAAAAACUCCUCUUCUGGCAGUGUGUUUCUUGGAAGACGAAAACUUGGCUUGCUGUAUCACGAAAAAGCUCUUACAUCGAGGGGCCGACGUCUGCUUGGAAGAUGUUCAAGGAAUGGACCCUUUAAUGCAAGCUUGCAAACUGGGAAAGGAGAAACUCGCCCAGGUGCUGAUUGAGAGCGGAGAAUGCGACUUCGGUGCUGCGGAUAAUAACGGAAAUACCGCUCUUAUUUACUCAGUUGAGGCUGGGAAUUCUCGUAUUACGAAAGCUCUCACUGAAGCAAUGAAUAUCUACGAUGUCCGUGUUGCUGAUAAAGCAAAUAGCAAUGGAGAAACGCCUCUGAUUAGAGCCAUGAAACUCAAGCACAAUGCCUGUAGAGAAGUGUUGGUAAACGACGGCAAAGCAUCACCGCAAGCUCGAGAUUUUUAUUUAAAACUCAAUGCUAGAGAAUGGGAGUUGUACUUGAAAGAGAAAGAAGAGAAAGAAAAUGAAGAUGAAGCAAAGAUUGGAAAUAUGAUGGAAAGAAUUAAAAACGACCAUUCGAGGGAAGGCCUAAGUCGAAAGCAAAUUAAAGAUUACCAUGGAAGGUCAAGAACUGUAUCAAUAAUUAAUAGUAGACAGGACUUCACAAACCGAGGAAGAACCUUCACGCGUUUUACUCCUGAUUUCGAGAAAAUUAUGCCUCAGGAGAAGUUUCUUGGAAGAAGGACAAAAUCUGCCCCAUUGUUAAAAUGCGAGAACACUAAACAACUGUUCAGGUCUGUAUCGUUCAAUUUUGAGUCAAACAACGCAGAAAAAGGCUUUCCUGAAAAGAAAACUGUUGGUUUAGUAAACAAGGCAGAGAAUGCUGAUAAGGGCACUAAACAAAAUAGCAGCCUCAUAGCAACGACAGUAAGGUGUCAUAAUAAUCAAGAAGCGUCAGUCAAAUUGGACGGAGUUGGUUGGCAAGGUGCAAAAAAUACAUUUCCUAAAACGGAUACACAGCAAAAGAUGAUUCUCCAAAGGGCCAUUGACAACAACGGCAAGAGAGCUUCCUGUAGUCAAAGCCAGUUACCUAAGCUUUUCACUUUGAUGACUCAAGAAGCAACCCAUUCCUUUCGCUCAUCAGCAAAGAAAAGAACCCCAGGGAAGCCAUGUGACAAAGGAAGGUCACGUGGGGCAAAGGAAUCGUCCAGGGGAUGGAAUUCUAGAAGGAACUCGAUAGCAAUGCAAAGGCAAUAUUUGGCAAGUGAUGGACGCAGAAGAUGGUCCACGGCCGAGACAUCUCUUAUUGCUCUAGGACGUUUUUCGUCGCUGUAUUCCCGGUCGGAUUUCAAAGCGUUGAAUCCAGAUAACCUGGUAAUGCUUGUCAAAACAAGACGAGAUUCAAUGCAGUCAACCCCUGAAGAGUUAGUCACAAGUUCUAAGACUACAAAGAGAUCAGAAACAAAGGCAGCAGCUAUAUCUCCCAAUCUGAUGAAGCGAAACCCAGAUCUCUCUGCUUCCUUUCCAGGCAGAUAUCCUGCCAUGUAUUGUGGUAAUAAAGAACAGAUCACCUCGAGCCGAGUGAAAUCUGCAAGACCUCGUCGCUACAGGAGACACAAUAGCGAUUCUUCUCCCUCAAGUGGAAAUAAGGUGACUGGGCUGCAAAGGGUAUUGAAUACAACGCCAGUGAUCGCAGAAGAAGCAGAAGAAUGACAGUGAAUUAACAUUAAGUUAAGGCGGUAUAAUUGCGAUAUGCGAUGCGAAUCAGUCAAAGCCUCAAGUCUCGCAAUAAGGCCGAAAGUGUGCAUGGGUGGAAGCGGAGAGAUGCAGAAAACGUGAAAAACGCAAUUUCUACCUUUUUGUCUUCAGACACAUGGAAACAAGGUGAUUUCUGUUCAAGUCUAUCUGGAAGAAUUUUCCAAACACAGAGCCAUGUAAUAGUGAUUGACUGAAAGGUACAGCAAAACAUCUUAC
Messenger RNA from Orbicella faveolata, 2962 nucleotides. RefSeq lists its product as uncharacterized. The record is from RefSeq and is a predicted model, not a curated record. Gene Ontology annotation, molecular function: protein binding. Lineage: Eukaryota; Metazoa; Cnidaria; Anthozoa; Scleractinia; Merulinidae.